Molecule: messenger RNA, 291 nt
Organism: Mesorhabditis spiculigera
Lineage: Eukaryota; Metazoa; Nematoda; Chromadorea; Rhabditida; Rhabditidae
Source: the annotation of a GenBank genome assembly
AUGUACUGGGGCGCCGGCCCGUGGAAGUGGUUCGAGGGAAACUAUAACAACAAAAGGUUCCGGCACCCACCCAACCAUUGUCGAGUAGAAGCAGAAGUACACGUCGGCAACAAGCACAAACUAGGGCGUACGGAGAAUUGGGAAAUGUUCUGGAUGUAUGCCGCCAAGGACGAUUAUAAACGUCUCAACCAAACGACAAUUUGCAUGAAAAUGCCCGUCUACGAUGCUUUUUCGAAGACGAUUUUCACGGAGCAGGAGAAUUAUUUUUGCAUGAUCGAGAAGUGUCGUCUU